Molecule: messenger RNA, 4388 nt
Organism: Gallus gallus (chicken)
Lineage: Eukaryota; Metazoa; Chordata; Aves; Galliformes; Phasianidae
Gene: ELFN2
Product: extracellular leucine rich repeat and fibronectin type III domain containing 2
Exons: 4
Coding region: 1263-3689 (808 amino acids)
Cellular component (GO): plasma membrane
Molecular function (GO): protein binding
Source: RefSeq, a predicted model, not a curated record
CCCGCACCGGGCGAGCAGAGCUCGGCGCCGGCUCCAUCCAUGGCAGAGGCAGCUCCGCCGCUGGCAGCCGGCACGAGCAGAGCCCCGGCAGCCCGGCCCGCGGCGCAGCCAUCGCUCGUCGUUUAAAUGCCUUCUUCCCCCGGUGAUGCGGAUGCGGAGAAGGCAGCAAACCCCCCCCCGGCUGUGCGCUCCCUGCCCUGGCUGCUCCUGUGCGCGGCGGGGAGCGCUGCUUAGGGGACAGAGCAGCCGGGAGGGGUGACACGGGGCGGGGGACAGCGCGGAGGGGCUGCGGGUCGCGCCUCCACGGGGCAUGUCACGCGUGGGAGCGGCCCUCCAGGAGCAGAAUAUGGCUGGUGUUUGAUGAUGCUGGGGCUAGCGGUUAGGAUCCAGAAGGAUGGUAUGCCACUGUGUGGGCUGAGUUAGAAAGCAAAGUCUCUCGCAAUGAAUCCACGGCAGCUUCGAUUGAGCAGUGAGCUGGAGCACCUACCCACAGGCCACUCCUCGAUGUGACUGCAAAGAGGCCCUUGCCAGCACUGGGAGAGCAGAUCUGUGGAUUUACCCCCCAUGCAACCGCAUACCCCCCGGCACCACGAGAUUCCAGUGACAGAUGGAUCUCUCUCAUAUGCACUUGCUCUUUCCCUCUCUGUAUUUUUGUUUUCAACAUGUUUGAUCUGAAGCUCUGAAGCUUCUCAGAAGGAACCCGGGAGAAAAGGAAAAGAAGGAGGAGGAACUGAAGGGAGCGUGAGCGACAGAGGAGGCAGCCUUGCCUUAUUCUUCCAAAUCACACCGUGGAGGGGCGAGGGAAGACCCGAGGGGGGAGGGUUUGUGUUUAUUUUGGGGUGGGUUCGGUGUGGGAGGCAGGUGGGUGGAAAGACAUUGGAAAAGGUGAGAAAGUUGCUCAUGAACAUCGAAGAAGUUUCGUUUUCCUCCGUCUGAACUUUUGUUUAGAAAAGAAGCACAAGGUAGUUCUCUCCCAUAUCGUUCAUCCUUGGUCACAGUUGUUGAGUAUGCUGGAAGCAAAUUGCAUGCAUUCUCCUUGCUCCAUGUUCCUGGCUUGACCCAGAGGGCAAGAAGAAAUGAUGGUGAUGGCACCCAAAAGGACUGGGGUGCUCAUGCACUUCCAUUGCUAAGCCCCUAAUUAUUGCCCCUUUCACUUUCCUGUGCCUCUUACUUUCCUUUUGCUGUGGUCCUGGAAUUUGAAUUUUUUGUUGUUUUUUUCUUUCUUUCUUUCUUUUUUUUUACUUUUUACCUUUUUUGGUCUGAUGAAGGCACCACUGAAGACCAUGAUGUGCCUGGGGUUUUGGGCAGCUGCCCUGCUCUGCUUGUUUUCCCCUGGCACCGUGCGAGGUGACUGCUGGCUGAUUGAAGGGGACAAAGGCUAUGUGUGGCUGGCCAUCUGCAGCCAGAACCAGCCCCCAUACGAAACCAUCCCCCAGCACAUCAACAGCACGGUGCAUGACUUGCGUUUGAACGAGAAUAAGCUCAAAGUGGUGCUGUACUCCUCCCUCAACCGCUUCGGCAACUUGACUGAUCUGAACCUGACCAAGAAUGAGAUCUCUUAUAUUGAGGAUGGGGCUUUCAUGGGCCAGACAAACCUCCAGGUCUUACAGCUGGGCUACAACAAACUUACGAACCUGACAGAGGGCAUGUUGAGGGGCAUGGCCCGGCUUCAGUUUCUAUUUGUGCAGCACAACCUGAUUGAGCUGGUCACCCCUACUGCCUUCUCUGAGUGUCCCAGCCUGAUUAGCAUUGACCUGUCCUCAAACCGUCUCAGCCGCCUGGAAGGGAACACUUUCACCAGCUUGAGCAAUCUUAUGGUGUGUGAGCUGGCAGGUAACCCCUUCAACUGUGACUGCAGCCUCUACAGCUUUCUUAACUGGUUGGCGCUCUUCAACAACGUAACCAAGAACUAUGACCGGCUCCAGUGUGAAACUCCACGAGAGUUUGCUGGGUACCCGCUCCUGGUACCUCGGCCUCACCACAACCGCAAUGCCAUCACCAUCUUCCAGUCUAUGUGCAGAGGUGGCACCAUCCCCUCUCUCUCCAGGGUCAACCCCACUCCUUAUACCCCUGACUCCCAACGAGACCUGGAUGAGGGCUCAGCCAUCAGUCCUGGAGACUUCCUCUCUGUCAAGCCUCCAGCUUCUUCCACCACUGACUCCUCCUUCAGUCCCAGCAUCAAGCUCCAUGAUGUCACCAUCACUUCAGCCAUCCUGAUGGUAACCAUCCCCAUGCCCUACAGUAAGAUGUAUGUGCUGGUUCAGUACAACAACAGCUAUGUUUCUGACAUUGCAACACUGAAGAGCAAGAAGGAAUAUGUCACUGUCAACAAACUGAAGGCCCACACCGAUUACACUUUCUGUGUGGCCUCCAUCCGCAACAACAGACGCUAUAACCACACUUGCUUGACCUUUGCAACCAGGAGCAAAGGCAGGGAGGACCCUAUUUCCAGUACUUCCACCACCACCCACUACAUCAUGACCACCCUUGGUUGUCUCUUUGGGAUGGUCAUUGUCCUGGGGGUGGUAUACUACUGCCUGCGAAAGCGAAGGAUGCAGGAGGAGAAACAGAAGUCCCUCAAUGUAAAAAAGACAAUCCUAGAAAUGCGUUAUGGAUCAGAUAUUGAUACCAGUACCAUGGUCCAUCCUUCCCAGAAACUGGGUGAGCCACCAGUCAUCCCUGUCUCACGCAUGUCCUCUAUCCCUUCCAUGAUUGGGGAGAAGUUGCCCCCACCAAAGUCAAUGGAGACCGGGAUGGAGACCCCCAAAGUCACCACAAAAGGCAAUUACAUUGAGGUGCGGACUGGUGGUGGGGAUGGGCUGGAACGGACCCCACGGGAUGAGGAUCUGAGGGAGCUUGACAAUGGGCAAGGCUCAGCUGCUGAGAUCUCUACUAUUGCCAAGGAGGUAGACAAAGUCAACCAGAUCAUCAACAACUGCAUUGAUGCCCUCAAGCUGGACACAGCCUCUUUCCUGGGUGGUGGGACUGGCGUUGACUCAGACAUGGCCUUUGAGUGCCAGUCCAUACCUGCCAGUUCCUCGGGUGGGCUAGAGCGGCCCAGCUUUCUUUCCCCACCCUACAAGGAAAGCUCCCACCACCCUUUGCAGCGCCAGCUCAGUGCUGAUGCUGCUGUGGCCAGAAAAACCUGCAGUGUUUCCUCUAGUGGCUCCAUCAAGAGCGCCAAGGUUUUCAGCUUGGAUGUGCCUGACCACCCACCGCUGAGCAAAUCUGACUCCAAAUACAUUGAGAAGGGCAGCCCACUCAACAGCCCUUUGGAUCGUCUUCCCUUGGUGUCUCCGGGUGCCAUCCACCACCUGGAGGUCAAGCCCUCCUACCACUGCAGUGAGCACCGACACUCCUUCCCGGCCCUGUACUACGAGGAAAGCGCAGACACCUUGAGCCAGCGGGUGUCAUUCCUCAAGCCGCUCUCCCGCUCGAAGCGAGACUCCACAUACUCCCAGCUCUCCCCCAGACACUACUUCUCGGGUUACUCCUCCAGCCCUGAGUACUCAUCGGAGAGCACCCACAAGAUUUGGGAGCGAUUCCGGCCUUACAAGAAGCACCACAGGGAGGAGGUUUACAUGGCGGCUGGACAUGCCCUGCGGAAGAAAGUUCAGUUUGCCAAGGAUGAGGAUCUGCAUGACAUCCUGGAUUACUGGAAAGGAGUCUCUGCUCAGCAGAAGCUGUGACUCUUCCCUACUCUUUCCAAGAAAACAAUACAAAACAAGACCCCCUCCCCCAACAACCAGGAAAAAAAAAAAAUACCACUUGACUGUGAAAAAUAAACCAACAACAAAAUACUCCGACAAAUACAAAACUGACAGAAUCGUUUCUUAAAGUUUACAACAACAGAAAACUCUCUCUCUCACACACACACAGACACACACACACACACACACAAGCCGAAUUGUCUCUACUGUGUUACGGGGACCAUUGUUCUGCCUGCAGAUGGUUGGGAGGAGAGUCCUGCUCUGACACUGUGGUAACAACACUGGAGCGUGUGUGGGUGGGACUGGCCUGGGAGGAGGUGGCAGCGGUGACCGGGGUGAGGCAGGGACGGACAUUCACUGGGAAUGGAACUGAGCUAUGAAUUACUGCUCUUUCUGUUUCUCUUGAUGAUUGAAAGCUGAUUUUUCUUUUCAGUGGGAGGGGAGGACUUUGGUUUAGAAAGCUUCUCUGCCCACUUGAUACAUAUGUUUUCCAAAUCUUUCAUCACACUAGUUUUCCCCCACUUCCUUUGGCAGUGGAAGCGUUUCUCUCUCACUCCUCACCUUCCAAGACAGGUAGGAUUUGUUGGAAGAAGCUCUCUCCUUUUCCUUUUACUCUUCCCUAUCCAUCUCUGUUAGGGGUUCUUUGCACUUUUUAAAUAAAUAUUGCAUGAACUUCCA